UCCUGCACUGGAACCUGUGUCUACCCAUCUGCAAGGACCAGAUGUGCCCCUGAGCCUAGCCAGGCCCUGCUGCAUCAUGUUCAACCCCAUGAAUCCCCCAGUCACCAGCUAUGUUGAACACUGCUACUUGCACCCACUCCCUGGACCGACACCUGGCACCCCAGGGCCACAAGGACUUGACUUCUCCUUGUGCCAUCAGUCAAACCUCAUGGGCAGCCACCAUGGUUAUGGACUGGUGCCAGGCACCGAGCACCCAGGCACUGGUGAUGGCUCACGGUUCUCAACGCCCCGUGGUGCAGGCAAGCUGGGCAAGAAGCGGGCACUGUCCAUCUCGCCCCUGUCAGACUCUAGCAUUGACCUGCAGACGGUAAUCCGCACUUCGCCCAACUCCCUUGUUGCUUUCAUCAACUCCCGCUGCGCUUCCACCAGCAGCUCCUACGGCCACCUCUCCAUCAGCACCAUCAGUCCAUCAUUGGGGUACCAAAGUCCUCCAGGUCAGCAGAAGAGCCAAGGGCACCUGCUUGGCCAUGCUCCUCUGCUGCCCCCAUGUAGCUCCCAUGAACAUCUGCCCACCUGCCCAGGACUGCUGCACCGUGCCUCAGCUCAUGGCACCCUGAAACACUGCCAGCAGCUGAAGUUGGAGCGGAGCCUGAGCAGCCCUUUGACAGCCAAAUACCCGGAGGAGAGAUCUGAGGGUGAUGUCUCCAGUCCAGCCUCCACAGGCACCCAGGACCCCUUGCUGGGGAUGCUCGAUGUUCGGGAGGAUCUGGAGAAGGAGGACGGGAAACCUGAGGCUGAAACUGUCUACGAAACCAAUUGCUACUGGGAUGGAUGUGCCAAGGAAUUUGACACACAGGAGCAGCUGGUGCAUCACAUCAACAAUGAGCAUAUCCAUGGGGAGAAGAAGGAGUUUGUAUGCCACUGGACAGCUUGUUCCCGGGAGCAGAGGCCCUUCAAGGCUCAGUACAUGUUGGUGGUGCACAUGCGGCGUCACACAGGCGAGAAACCUCACAAGUGCACGUUUGAGGGCUGUAACAAAGCUUACUCGCGCCUGGAGAAUCUCAAGACACAUCUCCGCUCACACACGGGUGAGAAACCCUACGUGUGUGAACACGAGGGUUGUAACAAGGCCUUCUCCAAUGCUUCUGACCGAGCCAAGCAUCAAAACCGCACCCACUCCAAUGAGAAGCCCUAUGUGUGCAAGAUCCCAGGCUGUACCAAGCGCUACACGGAUCCCAGCUCCCUGCGCAAACAUGUGAAAACUGUGCAUGGCCCUGAUGCCCAUGUCACCAAGAAGCACCGAGGCGAUGUGGUGCCAGGCCGUGCACUGCCUGCCCCCAGCAUCCCUCCUGACAUGAAGCAGGAAAAAGACACCAAUGGUCCUAGCGAGGCCCGGAAGGAUGACAGCAAACUCUUGGUGCCUGACAUGGCCUUGAAGCCACAGCCCAGCCCAGGUGGGCAGUCAUCGUGCAGCAGCGACCACUCCCCUCUUGGUAGCACCACCAACAAUGACAGUGGGGUGGAGAUGACCGGCAAUGCAAGCGGGAGCUAUGAGGCUGUCCACAUUGGAGGAGGUGGUGCCUGGGGAGCCCAUGGGCACCUCAGGACUCAUGGCCUCCACAAACUAGAAAAUCUUCGCAUUGACAAAUUGAAGCAGAUGAGGAAGCCAUCAGCUACCAAGGGCCUGAACUUGCCAGCCAUUCCUGGAGCCGGCCUGGCUGGGGAGAUGCCUGGGAUCUGCAUGCCACCCCCAGUUGCCUCGCGCCGCCGCAUCACAGAGCUGUCAGCUACAGAGCUGGGCAUGCCACUGAACGAGCGCCGGAGCAGUGCCACCAGCACCAUAAGCUCAGCCUAUACUGUUAGCCGACGCUCUUCCAUGGUGUCCCCAUACCUGUCUGGGCCAUGUCUGGGGGGUGAGGCAGGGGCGCUGUCCAGCGGGGCAGGCCUGGCAGACGGCUAUGACCCCAUCUCUCCAGAUGCAUCACGACGCUCCAGUGAUGCCAGCCACUGCGGAGGGCUGCCAGGUGUGGGCAGCCUCACGCCAGCCCAGCGCUACCGUCUCAAAGCCAAAUAUGCUGCGGCCACAGGCGGCCCUCCACCCACCCCACUACCCAGCAUGGAGCGGGUGGGCAUGGGCAGCCACAGCAGCUUACCUGGGGACUACCUUACACCAGCUAUGCCCUCCUUCCUGGCAAAUGGCUCACUGCGAAGGCAUAGUUCCAACGACUACCCUGGCUAUGGAGGCAGUGUUCAUCCUCACCUGGUGCCAGGGAAUGGUGUGCGACGGGCCAGCGACCCUGCCCGGACAGUGGCCAACCCCCAUGCUCUGCCCAAGGUGAAUCGUUUUAAGAGCGUGGGUAAUGUGAAUGUGCCAGGAGUGGGCAGAGUUGCCCUGCAGCCCUUGGGCGAUUCCGAUGCCAACCUACAGCACCAUGUAUUCUCCCCACGCCCACCCAGCAUCAGUGAAAAUGUUUUCCUGGAGAGUGUGAGCAUGGAGGGCCCUGGUGCAGGCACAGAGUCUGGCUUGCUGGAGGUGGAACGGUACUUGAACUACCCUGAGGACCACUUCCAGUGCCAGGGGACAGGCAUGGAGCUCCAGGGUGAAGGCCCCUACGGCAAUACUCACCGGACCAUGGGGAGUAUGCAGCUGAACCCAGGUGGGCAUGGGGAUAUGGAAGGGGGUUUGCUUCAGUCUGAGUUCUCCCUCCCUCAGUGCCAGAUGAAUCAGCACUUCAUGAGUAUGCGUGCUGGCAAUGGGACUGUGCCUGUUCCUUGGGAUGAACCUCUCCAGGGCAACCUCGAGUUGAAUUCUGGGCAGUCAAGUGUUGUUGCCCCCACCACUCCCAUGUCAGGGAGACACCGUCAACAGCACAGUACUCAGUACUCGCUACCUAGUGCUUGUGGGCAGCAACCCAAAUUCAUGAGCACAUGCCAGGACAAUGGAUUUUCCAGUGGGCACCGGCUCAACCGACUGCAGAUCAAAUCUGAGCAGCAUUACCCAGCACCUGCCUCGGCACUUGCUCCCUGCCAGAACGCCAAACCUGCCAGGCCCAUGCAGCCUCCUGCAUCCUAUGGCCAAGCCACGAAUGUGGGGCCUGGUGGUUACCCGUCCGAGCAGCAGGCAGGUGUCAGUUACAUGGGCAUGUUGAGCCCGAGAGGUAGAAGAGCCCAGACCCCUACCCUGCAGGCCAAAGAAGUGAUGGUCCGUAGCUAUGUGCAGGCCCAGCAGGCUCUGAUGUGGGGAGACCAACUAGCUUCCAAGGGAGGGGAGGCAGGCAUGGAGUCGGACAACGAACCUGGACAGUGCCAAGCCAUGCAAACACCACUAUACCUCAGCCCCAAGUACUCUGGUUAUCAAGACAAACAGGAUCACCUGCAAGGCCUGGCAGAAAACCAGCACCUCCUAACGCCCCCAUGCUUUAGCCCUGAGAUGGUGCCACACCCACCUGAUGGUCCCAAACCACCUGGGCACCAAAACAGUCUGGCCUAUGCAGGCAAUCUUGCAGAGCCAAGCCAUUCCUAUGAGGGAGUGGAAACCAGCCCCCGACGCGUACUUCGCUUGCCGCCUGUCCGCUCCACACUCCAGGGCUCCGAUCAUCCCCUGCUAUAUUACCCAGGCCAAGGUACACACAGAGACAUGGGCAAAGGUGGGCAUAAGAUGCUGGGGCAGAUAGCAGCAAGUUGUGGGGGUUCUGAGCAUUAUGAUGGAAGCUUGGAAGAAGUGAAGGGCAGCCCCUAUCCCUACCUGGAUUCAGGGGAGCAGGUGGCCAACAGCCUGGACUCGCUGGACCUGGAGAACACACACCUUGACUUUGCUGCCAUUGUGGAAGAUUCAGAGGCACCUGCACUGCUGCCUGGCCCCCCAAGCCCUACAACUGGUCUUCUGCUGCCUGCAUCUGGUGGUGCCAACAUGGCUGUGGGUGACAUGAGCUCCAUGCUGAGCACUCUGGCAGGCGAGAGCCAUUUCCUCAACUCGCUGUCCUAAUUGGGGGGCACAAGCUAUCACGUGGGCGUGUCUGCAGCUGGUGUGUGGGGGGGCUCCCCAGACUUCAUUUGGGCAGAGGCAGGAGUUCCCCUGGAGCUCUCCACCGUUUAUGCCUUGAGGACUGGAACACCCCCACAGUCUCCCCCAGUUUGUGGGCGUCAGGCUUUUUUCAUGGGAGGGACCCUGCUGAGUCCAAGAUACAACUGGAAGAGGGGUUCCCGGGCACCUCUGCAGCAGCUAACUUGCUAUUCCCAGCCCCUCCAUUCCAGUGCCACCUUUCCCUGCCUUCCCCAGGCCUCUGGACCAGGAGGUCCUGUGCAAAAUUUUGAUGUCAAAACCAAAGAGUUCUGUCCCUGCAGGCUUCCUCCAUAUGCUGCUCCCCCUCAAAUCCUAGUCUGUCAGGACUUCAGCCGCUCUUUGCUUGACAAGACCACCCCACCUUGCUCAAGGAUGGGAGAAGGGAGAGGCUAUUCUCCAGCAUGAAGAUGUUGGGGGGAGGCAUGGGGUGCCUGGUGCUGCCUGCACCACUGUAUAUAGUGUGCAUAUGUGUAUGUUUCCCUUGGCGGUGUCACCCUAGACUUUUUUUUGUUUGAAAGCAACCACAGUGCCCCUCCCUCCCCAUUAAACCCUUUCUCAGGGGAGUGUGAGCUGUGUGCCUCUAUAUCCCUGCAGAUGGGCUCCAAGCUGACCCAUGUGCCUAGUGCUAUA
Rhea pennata is the source of this 4693-nucleotide messenger RNA. RefSeq names its product GLI family zinc finger 1 (gene GLI1). Gene Ontology annotation, cellular component: nucleus. The record is from RefSeq and is a predicted model, not a curated record. Lineage: Eukaryota; Metazoa; Chordata; Aves; Rheiformes; Rheidae. Gene Ontology annotation, biological process: smoothened signaling pathway; regulation of transcription by RNA polymerase II. Gene Ontology annotation, molecular function: RNA polymerase II cis-regulatory region sequence-specific DNA binding; DNA-binding transcription factor activity, RNA polymerase II-specific.